AUGUCGACUCCUGCAUUCCAUCAGGCUGGUUUCUCUCAGCUGAUCUUCAGGAAAAGACUAUUUGUCCCUGACUAUGCGUCAUCUUCGACUCCAGUGAACGAGGUCGAUCCUCUAGGCAAAUUCGGCGCCUUCGAGCUCGCCACCAGCCGCGCUCCGCUGCGACCGGUCCACCAUCGCGUUCUGCGCGCCCAGGCGGUCACGCAGAUGCUCAGGCUGCUGGCGCUCGACCUGUCGACGGCCACGAGCGCCGAGAUGGACGGCCUGCGGCCACGCUUCGUCUGUGAGCCGUGCGACGCCGAGAUCCAGCGGUGGACGGACUGCGCGUCGCCGCUCACGGACAAGGACUUCAUGACCUGGCGGACCUGCGUACGUGUGCCCCCUCCCCCUCCCUCUCGCCCUCUCUCCCGCCUGCCUCCCAUCACACACGCGCUGCAGCAGCACGGCAAGCCGAAGGCCCCGCGGCUGGCGCUGCGCUCGCUCACGGACGAGGAGCGGGUGUACUGCGAGAUGCGCAAACAGGGUCCACACUGGGGGUGCGCGCGCUGCACUUACCACGUCUCCAAGUCGGGCUCCGCGGGGUCCUGGCUGUACCGCGACGAGAUCGUGCAGCACGUCCAGUCCGCGUGA
Molecule: messenger RNA, 627 nt
Organism: Heterobasidion irregulare TC 32-1
Lineage: Eukaryota; Fungi; Basidiomycota; Agaricomycetes; Russulales; Bondarzewiaceae
Exons: 4
Coding region: 1-627 (208 amino acids)
Source: RefSeq, a predicted model, not a curated record